AUGAAAGGGUUGUCAGCCCGAAUUGAAGAGUCCAAAACGCUUCAAAUUACCCCCUCUGGCCCGAUUUCAGCAUCACAGACGAUAUUGAACGAUGGCCACCUUUCUGCGAUAGAGUUGACUGGCAUUCGCUAUGACACGCCUUUGACCGAGAAUUCAUCAGAACCUAUCCAAGGGCUUUCCAAACCUCAGGCGACAUGUCUGAGUGAUGGAGGUGUCUCAGUAUCAAUCAAGUCUGGCGAAAUCUGGGAAUUCCCUGGGUCUAGCCCUGGGUUCAAGAUCUGGGUGGCUCCGGAAAGCAAGUUUCCCGUGCCUCGUCGUGUGCGGUUAAGGUGGCCUGAGAUCAAACGUCGCUUGCUAGUCGACCUCAAAGACGUUCAAGACGAAAUGAUCGCAGAGCAAGCAAACGAAAAGAGUCGCCUGAAGCGGUCACCACAUAGACGGACGAUAUUUCCAGAAUUGAGAAUGUCCGGUCGUCAAGCGACAUUCUUUUCAGAAUUUGUCACCAUCUCACCCUGCAUUUGGGUACUCUGCGGCAGUCAAUCCUGUCGAAAGAAAGUCCGCCGUAUCACCAAGCUCUUGUGCUUACCUACCAACCUUUUCAUGCAACCGAUCGAAGUACACGAUGGCGCUCCCAAGCCUCACGCCAACCGAAGCAUUAUUCCUCUUUCUCGAUUACGAGUUGAUGGAGGAAAAGCCUCGGGUCUAGAGUAUCUGGGGGGAACAGUUCUGUAUCAUGUGGAAGCAGCUCCAUCCACUCUUGAGCAUCGGUCAGCAUGCGGUCUGCUUUGCUGCACCACUUUCGUUAAAGAUGGAAAAAUCAUCACGCAGCACGUCUCACGGAUCGGCGGCUUACUGAAAAAUCACUCCAGAGACGGCAGCCACAAUGGUUGUCCUAUAGCGCUAACGACUUCGCAUGGGAUUUUCGAAGAUCUCUGGAUCGAUGGACUUGAACCUGAAGCUUUUCAAGGUGGUGGAAACUUGACCCUCGAUGACGAAUGCAUUGGCAACGAGGGAACAAUUGACAACGACACCGAUACCGACACCGACACCGACACCGACACCGACACCGACACCGAUUCCGGCACUGAUUCCGAUUUCGCUAGUGCUAGUCAACGAGUUUUAGGGGACAAAUCCCCUGCGGGAGUGACUGAGUGGCGACACGUACCUUUACAGGACGUCAUUGGGAUCAAAUUCGCGGGACAACUCUUAUCGGAACGGGACCCAGCCAGAUCUAGUAGACCUCGCCGGUGUGAACCCGGAGACUACGCUCUGCUUAGGUCACGUAUUCUGGCGGACUUCAAAAACACCUCUUCCCUACUUCCCGAAGGUGAAGUUACAUCCCAUCUACUCAAUAGCGAGCUUACAGAUGGAGUCUUAACGGCUGUGUUUGGCGUCGACGAUCUAUCGGAAACGUGUCUGCUUCCUGGGAGCAUGAUGAUGCCACUUGGGCGAGAAGAGAUACCAGUACGAAAGGUUGAACUUGUGGCACCACUGGCAGCAGGCACGUCGGGUACAUGGCUGGUCAGGGGCUCCGCCCUGGCUGGUAUCAUUGUUGCAGCUUAUCCGGGCCAGCCGUUGGCACUGUUCAUGACGGCGCAAGACCUCCACUUAACCAUAGUCAACUCCUUCCCUGAGUUACGUGGAAAUUUUCUUCCAAACAGAUUCGGCAUGAGGUCCAGAAUGCUCAUCGAUCAUUCUUUUCGCCGAGGCCGAGGCGAAAAUGCCUCAGUCCUGGAGAGUCUUGGUCGCAAAGACGGAAGUGAUGAGACUAUGCCCACGAGUAACCAGUCGCCAGACAGUGCAAUCUUUUCGAGAGACAAAAAGAUCGCUAAGAGUCGAAAGAGAAGUGAGUAA
This is a messenger RNA of Colletotrichum orchidophilum, 1854 nucleotides long. RefSeq lists its product as uncharacterized. The record is from RefSeq and is a predicted model, not a curated record. The transcript is spliced from 3 exons. Bases 1 to 1854 code for a protein of 617 amino acids. NCBI's taxonomy places the organism in Eukaryota, Fungi, Ascomycota, Sordariomycetes, Glomerellales, Glomerellaceae.